Ascochyta rabiei is the source of this 726-nucleotide messenger RNA. RefSeq names its product Glutathione transferase. The transcript has a single exon. The record is from RefSeq and is a predicted model, not a curated record. Bases 1 to 726 code for a protein of 241 amino acids. Lineage: Eukaryota; Fungi; Ascomycota; Dothideomycetes; Pleosporales; Didymellaceae.
AUGACAAGUCCCAACCUCACAGUCCACCAUCUCCAAGUCGGCCAGGGCGAGCGCAUCCCCUGGCUCCUCGAGGAACUCAACAUCCCGUACAAGCUAGAAACCUACCAGCGCUCACCGCUCCUCUCGCCCCCAGAACUCAAGUCCAAGCACCCUCUCGGCGCCUCCCCGGUGCUGGAAGACCACACCGACCCGUCCAAGCCGAUCGUGCUCGCCGAAUCAGGCGCGAUUGUGGACUACAUAAUCGGCAAGUACGCCAACGGCAAACUCGCUCUAGGGCCCACACACAGCAAUUUCGCAGACUACCUCUACUGGUUCCACUUCUCCAACUCGACGCUGCAGCCCGCGCUCUUCCGCCGCGCCAUGUUGCGCGGCGCCAUCCCAAACGCAUCCGCAGAUAUGCGCUACCUGGGCGCAGACAUGCGUGCCAGAGGUGCUCUGAGCCACUUGAACAAUCGCUUGCAGUCCCACAAGUGGCUUGCGGGCGAAGAGUUUACCGCGGCGGAUGUCAUGACGGGCUGGUGCGUGACGACGAUGCGUAUGUUUGAGCCGAUUGACUUGAGCGAGUACGAAGGGAUUUUGGGGUGGGUGAGGAGGUUCGGCGAGAGGGAGGCGUACAGGACGGCGCUGCGGAAGAGCGAUCCGAGUAUCAACCUGGAGGAGACGUCGAGCGCGAAGGGACCCGCGCCUGUGGAGUUGUUUGCUAAGGCUAUGGCGGGGAAGAUGUAG